CCACCAUUUCUCCAUCGAUCCCUCACAUAUGUGAUCAUGUCUCCAGUCAGGCCAAAGCCAUCAGAGAUAGCUGCCGAAGCAAAGCGUACAUGGCUUCCCUUUAUCUGGCAGAACUAUGUUCGAGACCCCAAAACUUCUUACUUGUACCCUGAUACUCUUGCCGUCAAGGUCAGCUCCGACAAACGAUCAUAUCAUCGGACCAGGGUAGCUGUUAUGGAGGGUGAUCCCGUCACCUACGCUCUGGGUUGGUAUCAGAAUGCGAUUCGGGAUCCUGCACACCGAAAUUGCAAAAGAAUUCCAGUGGUAAACACUGCAAAUGAGAAACGAGCAGGAGGCGACUGGGAGUCGGGGUUGAUGGCACCUGAAGAGUGCUUUGCUCGCAGGAGCAACCUCGUUCAAGCACUGACCAUGCCUUGGAAUGCACAAAUGCCUGGAAGACAUGAGAACUUCUAUCCUAUUCCCCAGAGAGGGGGUGUUUAUUCGCCAGAAGUCUACGUUUUUCGGGGUGGGCCCGACCAAAACUAUGCAACGUUUGCCACAGAUGACAUCGUAUCACUACCCGUCAUCUCGGUGGCACCUGUUCGGAGACCGAAGUUGGACGAAUCGGGAACGCAGUAUAGCUUCGCCCAAGAGCAAGAGUUGAUGAAGGAGAAGAUGCGCACAGUCCUCCGAAUAGCCGCAUAUUGCGGGCACCGCAAUCUCGUCAUAGGCGCUUUCGGUCUUGGACCCAUCUUCCGCAAUCCUCCACGCAAAGUUGCUCAAAUGUGGAAGGAGCUCAUCUUUGACGAGCACGAGUUCAGAGGAGUGUUCACGGAUGUGGUGUUUGCCAUUGAGAGCAGCAUGGUGGCUCCCAUGAAGGGCGAUCAGUCCGAGGCCAACAUUUUCAGAGACGAGUUCUCUCCCGGAAGGAUCUUUCCAAUAUACCAAGCGCAAGGGUACUGAACGCGUAGCAAGGCAGAAGGGGAAAUCCGAACGCGAGAUAGUGGGGGCAAAGCAGCGAGAGAGAGAGACACACCAUCGGACGGUUCAGAGGCGGCAGAAUCGGACUAAAAAAGCUCGGUUAUCUUGAACAGGCGUUAGCAGCAUUUUUUAUUCCUGGAGCAUCUUGCAUUAUCCAAUCAAAACUUCCACUAGUCUCCCAUCAUAUCGGUUCUACAUGGAUUAGUGCCCGCGGUUAUUCCAACAUCUGUCAUAUGCCAUCUCGUCGUCAGACUUGCCGGGCCUGCAUAUCCUUGUUUUGCUGUCUCUCUGAUGAUUCUUCCCUUUGUAAGCCAGCCACGGUACCUACGGUUAUACUGUUACGAUGCGGAGGCUGGCUAUACCGCACAUGAUCCCAAGCAUCCUUCCCGUGGUCCGGCUCAUUUGGCUGAUUAUCACACGCUGCUUGCUGCUAGCUGCAUAUUG
This is a messenger RNA of Periconia digitata, 1404 nucleotides long. The record is from the annotation of a GenBank genome assembly. Lineage: Eukaryota; Fungi; Ascomycota; Dothideomycetes; Pleosporales; Periconiaceae.